AACAAAUUAAACAAUAAGUUCUUAGAGGAAAAACUCGAUAGAAUGGAGAAUAAGAUUAAGACAAUUGAAGAAUCAAUGAAUACAAAGAUUAAUACAAUCUCUGAAAAUGUGGACACAAUCUCUCGAGAAGUCAAACGAAUUGAUUCAGAAAGUGAUGGAAAACUAAGAAAAAUAAUGAAUAUUAUUAGCGAUACGUAUGAACUGAGCAAAGAUGUGACAAUGGUUUUGAAGGGCAGAUCCGGUGGUUAUAUUGGAAAUGGAGAUAAUGAUAGCCCGGACCAAAUGGAAGAGAUGCAGAAGAAACUGUUGGAACAAAUGAGUAUAAUUGAGACAUCAAUUUCACAGCAAGUGUCAAACGUAGCCAAAUUAGGCAAAGAGACGAUCACAUCGUUGGACAAUAUAAACAUUGAAAUGCUUACCAUUCGUGACGAAUGCACGACAAGACGACAGUCAACGCAACAGACGAGAAGCGAAUCCACUUUUGAUAGCUAUCAUCCAUCUCUUAAUAGCCACAGAGACACUCAUUCACCACAACAGUGUCCAACCGUUAAUAUAACAACUCUUCAGCACCAAAUGGAGACACAAUUGGGACAAAUUGGUGUCACAAUUGAAAAUGAAAUGACAAUAAUUGGCAGUAAAAUAGAGGAAUAUAUGAGUAGUUGCAAUACAAAUGUUCAUAACAACAAUAAGGGGCGAAGUAUUGCACCACAAGACUUACCACCAAUUAUCGUGAACAGCACCCAAUCGUUUGCACCAAAUAAUCAACGAAAGACCAUAAGUCCGGCCAAAAGACCGACCAAUCCUUCAGAUUGUCAGCACUCGUCCACAUUAUUAACGCCCAAAACCUGUUCUGAACUCAACAAAAGUGGUGCCAAUUGUGACGGCGUUUACGUGAUCUUCAUUGGGAACACUAAACUGUUAAGAGUCUAUUGCGAUAUGAGUGACAACGGGGGCGGAUGGACAGUAAUCCUCAGACGCGGAGACUUUGGCCGAAGACGUCAAAUAAGCUUUGAUCAGACGUGGAGUGGAUAUAAGGAUGGGUUUGGAGACAUGGAAUCGGGAGAGUUCUGGUUAGGUCUCGAUAAUAUCCAUCAGAUGACUGCCACUGAAGACUAUAUUCUUCAGGUGGAUCUCGAGUCGUUUGACGGCGAAUACGUGUCCCUCGUUUACGACAGAUUCAAAAUAGGCGGAGAAACAGACAAUUAUAGACUUCACUUGGGACACGCCAUACAGUCCAACACAACUAUAGCGCAGGCAUUGUUGGCCCACAACUCAUCCAUGUUCUCCACUCACGACAAGAACAACAACAUAAUCAGUGAUGAUAAUUGUGGGGCCAAAUUGCAAGGAGGAUGGUGGUUUCACAAUUGUCACAAUGCAUUUCUCACUGCACCCUAUUUUGCGAAACACAAACGACCGCACGUAUGGCAAGGCAUUCAAUGGCACUCUUGGAAACAUUCACAGCAUCUGAAAGCCGCCCAAAUGAAGAUCCGACCCAAACAUCACAACUAAUCAACUCUUUUAGUCAUUUCUCUCUCGCCUUACAUUUGAAUUAACUAAUUGUUUGGCAAAUAAUAUAUUUAUUUGAAGUCAAAUAUUUUUCUCAUUCACUGCGUUAAGUACUUAACACUUAAUUGAAGUGAUAGACAAU
Molecule: messenger RNA, 1648 nt
Organism: Medioppia subpectinata
Lineage: Eukaryota; Metazoa; Arthropoda; Arachnida; Sarcoptiformes; Oppiidae
Source: the annotation of a GenBank genome assembly